This is a messenger RNA of Haliotis rufescens (red abalone), 1330 nucleotides long. Its product is annotated as sulfotransferase 1E1-like. Gene Ontology annotation, cellular component: cytoplasm. Bases 226 to 1101 code for a protein of 291 amino acids. The transcript is spliced from 8 exons. Gene Ontology annotation, molecular function: sulfotransferase activity. The record is from RefSeq and is a predicted model, not a curated record. Lineage: Eukaryota; Metazoa; Mollusca; Gastropoda; Lepetellida; Haliotidae. Gene Ontology annotation, biological process: sulfation.
AUAUGCGAGAUGACACAUUGACCUAAAACCGACUUCUCUCACUGCAUUGAAUGAUCCAUUAUAUAGCUUCUCAAGGGAUGGUUCGAUGUUGAGUCAUGUUGCCAUAGUUUGCAUAAUGCUCCAUCAUGUUGGCGUCACAGUAGAAGGUACGUGACAUAUCUGUUCCAUAAACCCACCAACUGACUAGACCAGAGGACUUAAUCUUAAAGAUACUGUGUGUUCGUGAUGGCAACUCCGGCAGAUAGAGCAAUGGCGUCUGGCUGGAGCAUAGACCUUGUGAUGAUUGAUGGUGCUGUGGAGGCUGCCUUGUUGUUGGACAAGAUGAAGACGAUGAGGUCUCGCCACGUCCGUGAUGACGACAUCUAUAUCUGUACAUUCCCAAAGACAGGUACUCACUGGGUUUGGGAGAUCGUUCACAUGAUCGUGGCAGGCAAACCAACGUACGCUAAACACUGGCAGAACAUUUCCUGGUUGGAUUGCCGAACAGAGCAGGAGAUAGAUGCCCUCCCGUCCCCCAGGAUAAUCCACACUCAACGUCGUCCUGGACAAUUGCCAAGGGACAUAUGGCAGAAGAAGAGCAAGGUGAUUUACGUCAAUAGAAACCCGAAGGACGCUGCCGUGUCGACCUUCUCUCAGGCCAGCAAGCAGGUGUGGAAGGACAACCCGGCAGGGAAACAUACCUUCAGCGGAUCCUGGGACGAAUUUGUCACUCUAUACCAAGACGGAUGUGCGCCUUUUGGGUCCAUUCUUGAACACGAUCGUCAGUGGAAAAAUGUAACAGAUAUUGAUGUCUGCCGUGUUCAGUUUGAGGAAUUGAAGAAGGACAGUGUGUCAAUAGUCAAACGAAUAGCAGAAUACCUUGAGCGCCCCCUGUCGGAGGAAAUGUACCGUGAAAUUGCCGAGGCAUGCGGUUUUGAAAAUCUCAAACAUGCCAAUGAAAAGCUUAAAGACCAGACCUAUCACAAUAACUGGCAAGAAGGAUCAAGUGGAUACUUUAGAAAGGGUCAGUCGGGCGAAUGGAAGAAUUGGUUCACUGUGGCACAGAGCGAACGUUUUGAUCGGCUAUAUGAAGAAACAUUCAAUGAAAAGUUUCCUUACUGAAACUACCCUAUCAAACAGAUGCACAUCUGAACCAAGUGUUAAUAAUGUAUCGUGUCUCAUGAAGAAUUAUUGUCGAGUAAUAUCGGACGUUUGAGAUGUGUAGUCAAUAGACAAUUUAAGGAGUAAACUUAUAUUGUUAAUUUCUCAAAGGGAAUUUCCUUACUUACGCACCUGGUACUGAUAGAGAAUACCAGGGGGCUAUAAUGUGAAAUAAAAAUGAUGGUAUCUA